This is a messenger RNA of Ostertagia ostertagi, 579 nucleotides long. The record is from the annotation of a GenBank genome assembly. NCBI's taxonomy places the organism in Eukaryota, Metazoa, Nematoda, Chromadorea, Rhabditida, Trichostrongylidae.
AUGAAGGCUCCCGCACUCGCUUUACUUUUGAUCGCAUGCGUGAGAGCUAAUUCACCUAAUGUGAUGCCGGAGUUGAAAAAUGAUACAGUAGAAGUGCUGAAGCUUGUUAAAAGAGGAGCUGCUGAAGAUAUGAAACCAGAGGAAGAUUCGAUUGAAGAAGUCAACAUAAAAAGCGGAGUUGCUAGCGUCCUGUUUCAGGGAGAUAUUGUCCUAACAAAGGAACAACAACAAAUUGUUGCCAGUGCAAGACAAGCUCGAGCCAAAAGGCAAGCCUACAACGAUAAAGGAAGUUGGCCUGCAAGAAAGUGGACAAAGGGGCUUGCUUUCAUGUUAGCACACUAUUUAGACGAGUCGACGAAGACUGCCUUCAGGAAAGCAGCGAAAUUGUGGGAGGAGGAUACGUGCAUUAACAUUACAGAAUACCGAUGGCCAGACCCGAAUGGUGUCAUACCACCCAAAGACAUUCUCAUGGUAGAAGGUGGGAAUGAUGGAUGUGAAUCGUAUGUCGGUAGAAUGAUCAAAGAAGGCCCGCAGCCCCUUAAGCUCGGCGUGGGCUGUGGAACGGUAUGUGUUCAUUGA